AUGAGAGUUAAAGUGAAACGUUGGCAUGGAGUUGCAGUUUGGAGGUGGGAUGUACCUAACGAGGAAGUUUGUGGAAUAUGUAGAGUGCCCUUUGACGGUUGUUGUCCUACCUGUAAAACUCCUGGAGACGAUUGUUCGCUAAUUUGGGGAGAGUGUACACACGUGUUUCAUAUGCAUUGUUUAUUAAGGUGGCUCCAAACGGAAGGAAGUCGUGGACAAUGUCCAAUGGAUCGCAGGACAUGGGGUAUAAACUUUACUAAAUUGUUUUUUCUUCUUUAA
Rhizophagus irregularis DAOM 181602=DAOM 197198 is the source of this 279-nucleotide messenger RNA. RefSeq lists its product as uncharacterized. NCBI's taxonomy places the organism in Eukaryota, Fungi, Glomeromycota, Glomeromycetes, Glomerales, Glomeraceae. Gene Ontology annotation, biological process: anaphase-promoting complex-dependent catabolic process; protein ubiquitination; positive regulation of mitotic metaphase/anaphase transition. Gene Ontology annotation, cellular component: anaphase-promoting complex; nucleus. The record is from RefSeq and is a predicted model, not a curated record. Gene Ontology annotation, molecular function: ubiquitin protein ligase activity; cullin family protein binding; zinc ion binding.